UAUAUAUGAAAUAACCCUAGACCAAGGUUCAGGAAACACACUACAUGACAUUGAUCAUCGCAUACAAAAUACAAAUGUUUGUUGUCCUGGAAGUCCAUAAAAUCCACCAAAAGUGAGGAGGGAAGUUGGAAAUAAUUCAUGGAUCCAUUAUUAUGUGGGAAUGAGUUUCAUUAUCAUCACUUCCUCCAUAUGUAUACAAAUGCACACAUACUAGUAAAUAUGGAAAGUCAUAACAUUAUGUAGGUAGUAGCAAAAGAAAUGUAAUGGCUAGAUUAUGCACUCAAAUGAAUCCAUUAUUAGAAGAACGUGUCUUGAAGAGGUUACAUCAGAGGAAAAUUUUUACGAUUGUUGAUAUUUUGCAAGAAAAUGCAGAUAAACUAAUUCAGAUAACAAAGCUUUCAUACAAGGAGAUUUUACAAAUACGCCAAAACAUAAUAGCAAAUUAUUCUGCGUUUCCUGUUAAAGGGAUAGAUGCAUAUAAUGAAAUCUUAUCAAAUACUGCUCUUAUUCCAAGUGGAAUAGAAAGUCUGGAUGCUAUGAUAGGAGGAGGCUUUUUGACAGGCAAAAUCUAUGAAGUUUGUGGUUCAUCCGGAAGCGGAAAGACUCAGCUUUGUCUUACUGUUUCAGCACAUAUUGCCCAUGACUUUAAGCAAGAAGUACAUUAUAUUGAUACAAAAACAGAUUUUUCAGGAAAGCGAGUUCAAGAAGUUUUAGAAUCAAAGGGAUAUCAUGAUGAGGUAAUUGGUGCUGUUAUGGAAAGAAUUCGAGUAACCAGAAUAAAAGACGUAUAUGAACUCUUUUCUUUCUUGCAACACUUGAAGACCAGCCUUCACCAUGAUCAAGAUGGGCAUCACAGUGUGCGCAUUAUCAUAUUAGACUCCCUUCCUGCGUUAUUCUUCCCUUUUCUUGGAAAGAACCUUAAUGAUGGUAAGAUUUCACUUUUUUUCCACUGCAAGAGAAUGUCUACUUAUGAGCUUCCUUCCUACACUGUUUUAUAUGUUAUGAUACAUCUGCUUUCAGGCCUGACACUUAUGAAUCAGAUGGCUAACACAAUGAAGUAUAUUGUAACAGAAUACCAUGUUACAUUUCUAGUCGUAAACCUAGCUAUGCAGUUGUUAGAGGAAGAAAAUGUUGCUGGUGAUGGAAGCAAUGAAUGUAUACCUCAGGAUGGGAAUUUGGUUAUAUGUGAUACAAUGAAACCAGCUCUUGGGAAAUACUGGCUAGAUAUACCAUGUACACGACUGUUUAUUCAUAAAAUUAACUCAACUGAAAGAAGACAAAUAGCUGUAAUGAAAAGUACAUCUCUAAGCACAAAGAAGCGUUGCAAGGUGUUAAUUAAUCAAAAAGGGGUAAUAUCAGCAUUAGGAAGUGAAUAGUGAUGUAUAUUAUAAGCAGAAAUACUGCACACUGUAACAUGAAAAGUCCUGCUUGGAUUUGAUGAUACCCCAUAUCAGUAUUAUCCAUCAGGAGUUUAUGUACUAUAGAAUUAAACUGUAUGGAGCUUGGUUUGAUUGUUUUGGAAAUGGGCUAUAUAUUUUGAGCUUUGAUGUGGUGGUAGUCUCUUCAUAAUUAGUGUCUUUGUACCUUCACCGUGGUGACUACUGUAAGAUACAAUAUUUUAUUGUGCUAAUGUUUUCUUUUUAAUGUAUAAAUGAAAAAUUAAACUUGUUUCUUUACUGUAUAUUUUUUUUGAAUGAGUUUUCUGUAUAAGCAUGGCACAUAUGUUUGUGUAAAAUCGUUCAUUUUUAUAUCUACAGAGCAAAGUGUAUAAUAUUAAGUAGUGAUUUAUUAUUAAUAGUUUCAAAGAAAGGGGUUUGUAAACAUGCAUAAUAAACUUUCCUCUUUCCAUCAUAAGAGUUGUGAAACAUAGCCAAUUAAGUUUUUUCACAGACUCAUUUUAUAUUAUACCUACAAAUUUCAGAAAGUUGGUACAAUGGGACAAUCCACUGAUAACUGUCUCCAUGGCAUUACAAACUCCACAGGUUCAUAACUGUAACAAGCAUACACCCAUAUGAUAAAAACUGUGCUAAUGCUUUUCAGCUGAACAACUAUUUGUAUAAGACAUUAAUAAAUAAAAAAAUACAUUAUUA
Molecule: messenger RNA, 2090 nt
Organism: Zootermopsis nevadensis
Lineage: Eukaryota; Metazoa; Arthropoda; Insecta; Blattodea; Termopsidae
Gene: Rad51D
Product: Rad51 recombinase D
Biological process (GO): reciprocal meiotic recombination; DNA strand invasion; telomere maintenance
Cellular component (GO): replication fork; Rad51B-Rad51C-Rad51D-XRCC2 complex; microtubule organizing center
Molecular function (GO): single-stranded DNA binding; ATP binding; ATP-dependent DNA damage sensor activity
Source: RefSeq, a predicted model, not a curated record